UUUAUUUUGCUUUGAUCGUGUCUUUCUAUAAAUCAUUACUAAUCGUAAAAUGGGUAAAAUAAAGCGUGUGGUUGGGUUAACAAUAAAAGAAAAACUUCAAAUUAUUACGGCUGUUAAUGAUAAAGUUGAUAAAAAGGUUCUAUGCACUAAAUACAGUUGUGACAGAUCAACAAUCAAUCGCAUAGUUAAAAACCAAGCCGAAAUUCAAAAGUCUGCCUCAUCGUCCCAGUUAAAGCGUAAGCGCCAACGAAAAGGUGCACACGAUUUGGUAGAGGAGGCAUUGUAUAAAUGGUUUCAACAACAAGAAUCAAUAAGCGUAAUACUGGAUCGGCAGGUAAUUUUGGCGAAGGCAAAGGAGUUUUGCGUAAAGUUUGGUGACUCCUUUGAGCCUGAUGCAAAUUUUUUAUGGCGCUGGCGUAAGCGGCACAAUAUUAAACAUGGUAAAAUUCAUGGCGAAACUGCAUCAAAUGAUUCCGUAGCAGCAACUGAAUAUGUUCGUGACGUAUUACCCGGCAUAAUUACAGACUACGAUCCAGCCAAUAUUUUUAAUGCAGACGAAACUGGCUUAUUUUAUAAAGCCAUGCCUAAUGCGACCUUUUAUACCAGUGGAACGCAGUUAACUGGGCAAAAAUCUCAGAAGGUGAGGCUUACACUAUUGUUUAUAUGCAAUGCAGUCGGGACUUACAAAAAGGUCUUUGUAAUAGGCAGAUCAAAAGCACCACGUUGCUUUAAGAACGCCCAUGUGCCACUGCCAUAUUAUGCUAACAAAAAAGCAUGGAUGACUAGUAAGCUCUGGAAAGAAAUAGUUCACGAACUAGAUGCAGAUAUGAAGAAGCAAAAACGGAAGAUUUUGUUGUUUAUUGAUAAUACCACAAGCCACAAUAUUUUAGAAGAAUGUGAAAACAUUAAAUUCAGCUUUUUACCACCAAAUACAACGGCUUCAGUUCAACCACUAGAUCAAGACAUUAUACACUGCUUCAAAUUGGAGUAUAGACGCAUAUUGGUAAAACAACAGCUAAUUGCUGUAAAUUCUGGAAUAUCAACAACUGAAUUUUUAAAAACAAUUUCAUUGUUGGACGUUCUACAUUUUGUAAACGAUGGGUGGAAGCACGUAACGCAAUUAACUAUUCGCAAUUGUUUUAAAAAGGUGAACAAUGUAUAUUAUCAGUAUUGCUGUUAACUAAUAACCACAU
Molecule: messenger RNA, 1193 nt
Organism: Teleopsis dalmanni
Lineage: Eukaryota; Metazoa; Arthropoda; Insecta; Diptera; Diopsidae
Product: tigger transposable element-derived protein 6-like
Exons: 1
Coding region: 50-1180 (376 amino acids)
Cellular component (GO): nucleus
Molecular function (GO): DNA binding
Source: RefSeq, a predicted model, not a curated record